UGGAUGAAUUUGCCGGCAAAGCAGCUGACUGAUCCAGAGCCAGAGUGAUAAAAAACCUGCUGAUUUUAUAAACAGUGAACAUUUCACAUUUGUUAUUUCAAAAAGUUUAACUUUAAUUUCGAAUUAAUAAAUUUGCCUUUCAAGACUUUAAGUUACUGUUUAACUCUAAUGCUACUGCUGCUAUUAUAACGGUGGAUUCGUCAAAUAAUCUCCAGAAAUAUGACGAAUUCCCUCACUUCCCGUUUGACAAACGUGUUUAUUCACAACUCAAGCUUUCGACUUAUUAAUGAGCCAUUUCCCAAAAAAUAUUCCUUUAUAUCACCCUCAACUCGUACUCCCUUGAAGUUAAAAGGGAUAAGCUUCGCCCCUUGUUUGUGUCUUUAUCGGCAAUCAGUUCGUAAUUAUGGCAUUCUUGUGCCAAAAAACGCAGGCAAGUUGUUUAACGGACGAAGCCAGUUUUUGGGAAUUCGAAAUUUUUGGAACGGUCCAAUGUCCCCUGAAAAGAAAAAGACGCGGAUAACAUCGACAAUGUACUAUUUAGCAGCCUUAGGCGUAUUAACGGUGGGGGCGUCAUAUGCAGCGGUUCCACUCUACAGGAUAUUUUGUGCGUCCUACAGUUAUGGUGGGACAACCUCAACUCAUGCCCCAGACAAGGAUUUGUCGAAAAUAAAGAAAGUCAUGAACAAGGAAAUCAGAAUUCGAUUCUUUGCAGAUAAAUCGUCAUCAAUGCAGUGGAAUUUCAAACCUCAACAGUCAGAGAUUAUUGUCACUCCUGGCGAAACAGCACUCGCAUUUUACCGAGCUGAAAAUAAAACGCCUCUACCCGUCGAUGGGAUUUCCACCUAUAACGUCAUCCCCUUCGAAGCUGGACAAUACUUUAAUAAAAUCCAAUGUUUUUGUUUUGAAGAGCAGCGACUUAAUCCGGGCGAAACGGUUGAAUUGCCAGUCUUUUUCUAUAUCGACCCCGAAUUUGUUAAAGAUCCCAAGAUGGAAAACGUUACGGAGGUCUCAUUAUCGUAUACGUUUUUCGAGUCGAAGGAAAUGCCCGGAUUUAAUUUGGCAGACUUAAUGCGACCUCAUGGAAGUAGAGAAAAUGCCAAAAUGGGGGUCGUAGCGGCGGCCGAGAGUUCUACUAGUCCACCUGAUAAACUGAUUGCAACUAAUUAAAUAAGUUAGAUUCCAACUAUUAAGUUUAUCAUUUAUUUUAAAUUUAUCAAUCAUUUAUCAUGAAUUGAGGUGACAAAAAUUACAAUAGUAAAUGUAUAAUUAAUUAAUUUUCUGAAAACGUGAAUACAUAACCAGUGGAACCUACAA
This is a messenger RNA of Folsomia candida, 1314 nucleotides long. It is a transcript of the gene Cox11, whose product is annotated as cytochrome c oxidase assembly protein COX11, mitochondrial. The transcript has 4 exons. The record is from RefSeq and is a predicted model, not a curated record. Gene Ontology annotation, cellular component: mitochondrial inner membrane. NCBI's taxonomy places the organism in Eukaryota, Metazoa, Arthropoda, Collembola, Entomobryomorpha, Isotomidae. Bases 220 to 1167 code for a protein of 315 amino acids. Gene Ontology annotation, molecular function: copper ion binding.